Ixodes scapularis (black-legged tick) is the source of this 5588-nucleotide messenger RNA. RefSeq lists its product as uncharacterized. Gene Ontology annotation, molecular function: zinc ion binding. The record is from RefSeq and is a predicted model, not a curated record. The transcript is spliced from 13 exons. Lineage: Eukaryota; Metazoa; Arthropoda; Arachnida; Ixodida; Ixodidae. The coding region runs from base 527 to 3235 and encodes 902 amino acids.
GCGCGCUUCGGGGAUCUUGGAGGCCAUUGGAUUCUUUAUUUUCUCCCUCUAAAACAGACAUCACCGUUACAUUCAUUGUAAAAAAAAAAUAAAAAUGUAAUGAUAAUUGUUUUGUUUAUUUGUUGUUGUUUAUAGAAACCCGCCGCCCGUUAGGGAGAGAUUUAGCGCUGCCGUCUCAAUUGGAGUAUUCCGAGGGUUUAUAAUGUCCGAUUUUACGCUUUGACUCUAUGCGGUGGCUUCAACUGUGGUGGCUUCCGUGCUGUGCGUUUGUUGCUUAGCGGCAUAGCCAGCUUAUCAGACCUACGGUGUGCACGGUUGUAUACCAGUUGUGUAUCUUAUCCGCAGCCUGCUGUACGGAGGUAGUACCACAGUGGGUAGUACCGUAGUACGGUACGGAGUACCUGCACCGCGCUGGUAGUGCUGGUAGUACUGUGGUGCUACCAAAGCUCCGUCAGUUGCCGGAGCCGCACGCUGGUUACGGCGCAAUGUAAACUGGGCCCGUGAAGAGUACCACGCGAAGGGAAAGAUGCUAAAGCUGGGUGAUACGUUCGAUUCGUUCGCCGACUGGAAAGCAGCGCUGGACGAGUUCUGCCGGGCGACCGACCAGGGCUUCAAGGUGUACACCUCCAAGUCGGUCAUGAGCUACAACAAGAAGCUGCAGGCGAGCAGACUCAAGUCCAAGACCAAGGUGUCGCCGACGGAUGAGCUGGACGAGAAGUGGCAGUUCGCCCACGUCCAGUACGUCUGCGUGCUGUCCAGGGGAAAGAACCGGCCCAGGGACGACGCCAAUGGCAAGCUGGUGUACAAGAAGUGCCAGGCAGGGAUCGGCAUCAAGUAUACGAAGCAGCUAGACAAGCUGCUCAUCAUCAAGAUCAACCUGGAGCACAACCACUCUGAUACGCCAGACGUGCCACCAGACGGCGGGGGAGAUCUCUCCCAGGAUGCUGCCGUUCAGGACGCUGCCAUGCAGGAUGCUGCCAUGCAGGACGCUACCAUGCAGGAUGCUGCCGUACAGGAUGCAACCAUGCAGGACGCUGCCGUGCAGGAUGCAGCAAUGCAGGAUGCGGCCACGCAGGACCCGGACGGGGAGCUGGCCAAUGACGCGGACUCGUCGACGACCAGCGACAGCGAGGAGGAUGACGACCCCGUGGGGGCUGGGGUGGGGGAAGAGUACCGGGCCCUGAGUGUGCGCCUGGCACGGGCACUCCCGCUUUCGCUGGGCCGGGAGGCAGAUGCGGGCGAGGUGGCGGCGCUCCUUGCAGAGCUGGAGAAGCUGGAGGCAUCGGAUGCAGACGCGGCGGUGUCUAUUGUGGUGAACCAGGGCAAUGUGGUGACGGCGGUGCUGUUCCAGACAGGUCCCAUGCGGCGCUCAUUCCGGCAGUUCCCGGAGCUUCUGCUGCUGGACACGGGCUACGCCUUUGCCAUGGCCGGGGGAUUUUCCCUGGUGUCCCUGAGCGGCCACGAUGCCUCCGGCCUAGGCUGCCCUUUUGCCUUUGCGGUGCUCACGCGCCCCAUCCGCAUGGUGCUGGGCCUGCUGCUCAGCGUCUUUGCCAGUGCCAACCCCUGCGCGUCCCAGGUGCGGGUCGUCCUGUUGGGCAAGGAGCAGCUGCGGCUCCGGGGCCUGGGACACUACUUCGAGAAGGCCGACACCACCCUGCUGUGCCACUACCACGUCAUCAGGUCCCUGCUGUCCAAGAUGGAGCAGCUAAAGCUGAGCGGGCCUGAGCAGGAGCGGCUGUGCCGUACCCUGCGGGCCAUGCUGGCCUGCCUGCACGAGCGCAGCUACAGUGACAACCUGAAGCGGCUGGAGCAGAUGGACGCCCGCUUUGGGCGCCACUUCCGCCGGGCCUGGCACGAGCGGCGGGACCUGUGGGCGGGCUUUCGUCGGGGGGGCAUCGUACCCUGGUGCCAGGGGGUCAACGACCGCAUCGAGGCGCUCGUCCAGUUCCUCCAGGCGGUGUGCGGCCAGUCGCGCAGCCUGUGCGAGGUGGUGUGCAACCUGGCGUAUGGCGCGCACGGGGUGCUGGCCCGCACCUCGACGGACGCUAUGCUGGACGAGAUCCGGGAGUACAACGUGCACCUGCUCCAGCACGAGGCCCGGCUGUUGGCGGCCUGCUGCGACUACGCCGCCCUGCACGUCCUUGUCCAGCUCCGCAUCUCCCGCAGCCACAAGUUCUCCGCUGUGCAGACGGACCAGUGCUACGUGGUGAACUCCGCGGCCGGGCGCGGCGUGGUUGGCCCCGGCAGCUACACCUGCACCUGCGCGUUCCGGCAGACGUACGGGCUGCCCUGCGUUCACGCCUUUGUGCUGGCCCACGCCCGGGGCACUACCAUUCCCCUGGAGGCGGUGGACCAACGCUGGCGCAGGUGCGGCCCCUUCCCCGUGGACCUCGGCCGGGCGGCCUCGGGCCCGGACGGCGGCGGGGCAGAGGAGGCCCAGGCAGAGCACCGGGAGCGCCUCUCGAGGGUGCGGGACCUGGUGGACUCGCUCACCUCCCUGGUGGUCACCAGUCCCCCCGACGACUUUGCCCACAUGGCCGCCCUGCUCGGGGAGCUGUACCGCACCUGGGCCCAGGACACCCGCCUGCAGGUCUCCCUCUGUCCCAAAGUCAAGGAGGAGCUCCUGGACCUGGACCUCUCGCACAAGGACGUGGCGUCAGGUCUGGAGGGCAGCCACGCCGUGCUGUCGGACGAUGACGCCGACAUGGUGCGGGACGGCAUCGACGUGUUUGCAGGGUCGGAGAAGCGCGAGGAGCCCCCCGCGCCCCUGGUCAAGCUGCCGGACGAGGCGGUGUUCGGCUUCUCGGGGGGCAUGUUCAAGGAGGAGGGGGCGAGGGGUGGGGAGGAGGUGUAUGGCCUGCACUCGGGGGACCUGGCCUGCUUCACCACCUCCAUCGGCACCAACGCGGGACCCGGCCCAGGGGACGGGCGCCACCUGGGCGACCUCUUCGGCUACGGCUCGGCCGCCGACUUCCCCAGGGGCCGGGACAGCCCCGUCCUGCUCAGCAUUAAGGACGACGAGCUCGGAGACGGUUCCAAGGAAGUGGCCCGCAUCAAAUGGGACAACGAGGAGAGCUACAAGCUUCUGGACAGCAUCAUGGAGGCGGAGGGCUCGGAGAAGCUCGACUGCGUGGCCGACGACAUGAUGGCCGCCGGGUCCGGCCAGCGGCUGCAGGCUGACGUGGAAGGCUCGCUGCUCCAUGAUGCCAAGGACGCCGGCGAGCCCGCCCAGUGAACGGGCCCUCCCGCGGACUUGGCCGAGCGGGUUCCUCGAGGAUUUGAGUCCCCAGACGAGCAACAACCUCAAGAGGGCAGCCGUUUUCCGGGCUUGCCCCCGGGCAGAGGCUCCGACGGUCUCCCGUGGUUGGAGCCACAGGCUGCCCUGCUUGCUCUGGGUCGUCUAGAUUGCUGCUCGACACUUUGUGCGUACGUUUUGUGUAAUCGACCGUGUGCGUCUCGAAGCCGUGGCUUUGCCCACAAACCUGCCGGUCGGCUCUGUGCCGUCACGCUCCAUCUUGUACAUUUCCCGUGCCAUGCAUCCUUCGCCGUAGGCUUCCCAUUCGGCGGUGGCUGCCGACUACACCAAAUCCAACCUCGACGGGCACCGCAGCAAAGGUUAGAAGUCAAAGCUCGAAGCUUAGGUAGUCGCUCCCGCCGGUCCAAAGUUUGCGCGCCCUCGAGCGAGGAACUUCGGCUCGUAGCCUUUGCCCUGGCAGAUCUUAGAGCCCGUAAUGUGCAAUUUAAACUGGUUACGGUUAAUGCCGGUCUUUUAAAACCAGUUGCACUUAUUCUGGAGCGAGUUCGUCGGCGCCACCGUGUUUGGGUUGUCUUCGUGCGACGAGUUCCAAUUGCGUGGUGGACAAAGCUCUCGAUUGUGAGAUUAGACGUGCGCGAUGCUGCUCACCUGGGUCCCAAGACGGAAAGACGAGAAUAAAAGAGACCUCUCCCUUCUCAUUUCCCUGCUGUGCGAUGCCUACAGUGUGAGGGAAGGUACAAACCACAUUUUACAGAAGUGCGCAUCGCUUGCAAACAGUCGCGGGCUACUGCUCUCAAGUGUCACCAGAACCCUCACGCCCCAUCCCAACACCAAAACUGUCAUUCCAAAAGAACCUACAGUUGUGACAAGAGUGGUCCUCCAUUUUUUGUCGUUGGGCGGCCUCGCACCACACUUGUGAAUGUUUCCUCUCACUUGUGCCCCCCUUUGGAGUCCCAUUCUGAACAAUAAACUCGCAGGUUGAUCCGUUCUCCGGGAUUCGGCGCAUGGUUAAUUGGGUUUUUGACCCGUUUUUUUGCUAUGCACGUCUCUUUGUUGGUUAACCUUUUUUUAAGCUAGUGUAGGCAGGUACGGCUGUAGACGAUGGUAAUCCUUUCUACGAAUUAGUUUGGUCGUUUUGCUGCCGUACCUGGCUGAAAUUAGCAACGAACAUGACCAAAUGCGUCGCAAGCUGUUUGCAAAAAUAAGUGCAACCUAGAGAUAACGCUACUGUUGCACUGUCAUCAUCAUCAUUUAGGGGGGGGGGGGGGGGGGGUAGAAGCAUGACCGCCUCAUAGGUUCUCCACAUUCGCGCGCGAGACUGUGUAGAGUCUUGCGGUUAUUUUGUCACGUACUAUCGGCGGGAAAACAAUUUUAGCGGAAAAUGGUGCGGUACUGUUCGGUGCUUCAGUGAAGAUUGAAUGUGUUUCCAGCGUACGGCCUAAGUUUAAAUAAUCGCUCGUGUGGACGCGCAGCUCGCUCUAGGCGGACUUUGGGAAGCAUGGGCCACCACGACAGGUGCCUGUGUCCGUGUGAACUGCACUAAUUUAUGUUAAAUAUUUUUUUGGUUCACCUUUGUGGGAAUUUUGCAAAACGAUGAAUUGCAACCCUUAUAACAUAAUACUGGUACUGUGAAAUCGCAGGUUCCAUGCAUUGCUUUUGUCGAAACUUUUAGCUUUUGCAGUAAUAUACGUAUUUCGCAUGAAGAGAAGUUAGUGCUGUAUUUGAGGUUGACAUGCUAUUGAGUUUCGCUGCAGGAAAUGUUUCCCUUUACUGUGCCAUGGUGUGGGCAAGUUCUUCGAAAUCGGAGCAAUUGUACUACGUUGCGAUGAGGAGAGUAGUUAUGAUCCACAAACUGUUCGUUGGCAGGACAACUGAGACAAGUGAAACAAACUGUUCCAAUAUAUCUGCUGCGAGUGGAAUAAACGAGUGUAAUUGAGUGCAGCAGCGUGCGUGCUAUUAGAUGCUCUCAUCGGUAGUGGAUGUUUACCCGCUUCGAUUUUCUCUGUGAGGACUGCGGAUGUCAAGAGAAUAAUAUCAUAAAUUUCUGGCUAAAUAAUUUUCGAUUCAAACAUAGUUGACUCUGCAACUCCAAGGAACAAUCUGCACAAACGUCAUCGGCCACAGCGACAGUCUUUUACUGAUGAGGGCUAGCAGCUCUCGCGAGACGUUCUGUUCGCCCUUCGUCCUCACCUAACACACAUCGGGACUGUGCAGCUCAUCAAUUAACCUUCAGAUUAUUCUAGUGCUUUAAUUGCAAUAUUUUUUUUUGCCAUUUAAUCGGAGUGUUGUGCUGGAGAAAGUAAAGAAAAAGUAAAAACUGCCUGCUUUAAUA